Molecule: messenger RNA, 3562 nt
Organism: Photinus pyralis (common eastern firefly)
Lineage: Eukaryota; Metazoa; Arthropoda; Insecta; Coleoptera; Lampyridae
Exons: 2
Coding region: 1401-3446 (681 amino acids)
Source: RefSeq, a predicted model, not a curated record
CAAUGUUACUGUGGCAUUUGGUAUGCCAGAUAUACCAUACAAAUUGCCUAUCCAAACGGUUGAAGAAUUAGACGAACUAAAUAUUUAUCUCACCAAUAACGUGGAAACAUUUGACGCUUUGAGAUCGUAUUUGGCUACUCUGGGUGGUAAUACUGUUUCAUCAAAAGCUAACAGAAUUCUUAAACAUAUUGGGGAGAGUCGGAUAACCGUGCGCAGCGGCAAAUGGUGCGCACCAUGAUAUUAUUUGAAUCGUCCUUUGUUUUCACGAAGUGAAACAUAUAGCGACAUCUUCUAGGUAUUACAUGAACUACAGGUAAAAUUCGCGCUAUUUUUGAGGUAAACACGCCUACUAUAUUGUCUGAAGGUUAAGUCAACUGAUUUACUGUAAUUUUCGUGCUUGUGUAAUUAAGUGUUACCUUUGUAAAUUAGGACGUUUUUGCUUCGGUAAGUAUAGCAAGCUAUGCAAUACGGAUCUGAUUAUUAUUGUAGCAUGCUAUUUAUGAUAAAUCAUUUGUAGUUUUGUUUUGGUGAAUUUUUAUAAAUAUUUUGUAGAUGUCGGCUAAUGGUGCGCGAUGCGCACAAUUAUCCGACUUUAAAAUGUUUCAUGUUCUAUUGGUAUUUAUCUUCACACAGAUGCCAAAAUAUACCCGAAAAUCCAAUAAAGCCUCCUGGGACGCUAGUCAAAUGAGAAAAGCCUUAUUGUUUAUUACAAAUGGUGGGACAAUUAGAGAAGCAGGUAGAAAAUUUGGAAUUCCAGAUGGGCGCAUGAGCUUUGUAGUGGUGUCGAUUCCGCAGAAGGUUACGUUUGUGACUUUUGCGACCGUUAGGUGACAUUUCAAAGGUCAUAGAAUGUUUCAGUAAAAUAAAAUGUACCUCGUAUUGAUUAUACACCUUCCUCUUAAUGUUUUUCUACUUGCGCACAAUUACCCCACCUGGUGCGCACAAUUAACCGCAUAGGGUGGAUAAUCAUGCGCAGUGCCACUUUUCCUCUUAUUUUUUCCCUAUCAUCAACAUGAAUAUUUAAAUCAUUUUUGAUUGAUUUGGGUAAUAACCAACAUAACAGAGAACAAUACUACCAAAUUUAAGAGUUGAAUUUACAAUAGUUUGGAAAAUACGAAUUUUAUCGCUUAGAUGCGCACAAUUCACCGACUCUCCCCUGGUUCUAUCCGAUAGUGUUAGCUCUAAAUUUAAUUACUAUGGCCAAAGAUCAAUUAAAAGAGCAUUCUCCGAUUUAAUAUUGAAGGAUUUAGUCAUCACAAGUUCGUUUACCAUUUAUAUUAAUCCAUGCUAUUUUGUUUAAGGUGCUGUAAAGAAGGGGUUUCCUAACGCAUCCGAUAAAGAGGUUGAAGAUACCAUCAAAGUGUGGUUGAAACACUCACAAGAAAGAUUGAAAAAGAAAGAUGCACAAAAGGAUAAGGCGUAAAUUAAAACCUAUUGUUGGUAAGCGGCAAUUUCUUCGUAGGGUGGCACAGUCAGUUCAACAAACACUUAACAAUACUUCAUCAAGUACACCACUACCGUCAACAUCUUCUGUACCUGAAAAUCCCAACUCUAUUCUUAGAGAAAUUAACUCGCCUAUAUUACAUCCAUUUUUACAUGAGGAAUUUGUUGCAAACAAUAAUGAAAAUCCUAACGCCAACGACUCUCAGACCAAUUAUCCAUUUUUACUUCCUUCACAGGAUAUUUUAGAGCCAUCUUUACUGGUCAGCUUAAUGCAUUGGUGUGUUACUUUUAAUAUCCCACAUAUAGCUAUUACCAGUUUAUUACAUAUAUUACAUCGCUUUCAUCCAGAACUUCCGCUAAGUUCUAAAACCUUAUUGGGAACGCCUAGACAAGUUAAUACUACCAAAGUUGGAGAUGGUCAGUUUUAUUAUUUUGGGUUAAAAACUGGUCUUUCAUUUGUACUUUCAACAAUUUCUGAAAUUAAAGAUAAAAUAGAAAUUAGUUUUAAUAUUGAUGGUAUACCGCUAUUUAAAAGUUCAAAUCAACAAUUCUGGCCAAUAUUAGCACUUGUAAAAAAUUUUAAGAGUAAACCGUUCGUUGUGGGCAUAUUUUCGGGUACAUCAAAACCAAAACCCUUGGAAUUGUUUUUAAAUGAUUUUAUUGAAGAAUUAAAUUUAAUAAUACAUAAUGGAUUUGAAUAUAAUUCCAAAGUUUAUAACAUUAGUGUGCAUAGCUUUCUUUGUGAUGCUCCAGCCAGAGCUUUUAUUAAACAUAUAAAAUCACACAGCGGAUAUUCAAGCUGUGAAAAAUGUACAAAUCCUGGCAAAUAUAAAGACGGUAGAAUAAUUUUUGAAACUGACUCUUUUUCAAAGCGAACAGAUUCUUCAUUUCUUCUUCAGCAGGACGAAGACCAUCAUACCGGAAUUUCUCCGUUAUUAAAGUUAGGUAUUGGAUUAGUCUCUGUGUUCCCAAUAGAUUACAUGCAUGCCUGUUGUUUAGGUGUUAUGAGGAAACUACUUUGUUUUUGGUUAAAUGGUGCGUUAACAACAAGGUUGCCCAAUCAAAAGGUGAAUGCUAUUUCUAAUAUGUUAAUUUCAUGGAAGCAACAUAUUCCUUCUGAUUUUAAUAGGAAGCCCCGGUCACUUAGUGAAGUUCAAAGGUGGAAAGCAACUGAAUUUCGCACAUUCUUAUUAUAUUUAGGAGCAGUUGUUUUAAAUAGUAACACACAUAAAGCUGUUUAUGAACAUUUCCUUCUAUUUCAUGUCGCAAUAUUAAUUCUAUCUUCAAAACAUUUGAUAUCAAAAUUUGGAUGUUCAUAUGCUAAUGAAUUGCUAAAUACAUUUGUGAAACAUUGUGAGAAAUUAUAUGGAUCCCAGUUUUUAAUUUAUAAUAUUCAUAUUUUAUUACAUCUAUCUGAUGAUGUAAUUAAAUAUGGGCCUUUGGAUCAAUUUUCUUGUUUUCCUUUUGAAAAUUUUCUGGGGCAAAUUAAACGUUUGAUUAGAUCACCUACCAACACACUACAGCAGGCCUGUUGUAGAAUACAGGAAAUACAAAAUAUUCGUUUUAAUGUAAAUCAGAUGCAUCCACCCGCAAAUAUGCUUUUUCCUCAUGAUUCAGGACCAGUACCUCCACAAAUUGCAGCUGAUAAUUGCAAACAAUUUCUCAAGUGUUUCCAUAAGGGUUUUGAAAUUUGUGUUCAUUCUUAUUCAAAAGCAAACUCCUAUUGUAUAACAAAUAAAGGAAAAGUUUUGCAAAUUCAAAAUAUCAUUUUAAUGCAAGAUAAUAUAUUAAUUGUUGGCAAAUUUUUUCAGACAUAUAAUUCUAUAUACACCUAUCCUUUAAACUCGAAAGAUCUAAAUAUCUAUCUUUUAUCCGAUUUAUCACAUAAUAUUGAAAUAAGCUCUCUUGAUGAAGUUAUGGGAAAGUGUUUAGUACUGCCUGCAAAAAAUAAUAAUUGGGCUUCAUUCCCAUUAAUCCACACCUUCGAUGAAAUUAAAGCAUAGAAUGUAUUUUAAAACGAAUUUUUCUAAUUCUAAUUUGUUAAAUAGAAAAUAGAUUUGUGCAUUACUUUAUUAUCCAUUUAGUUUAUUUCUAGAGUGUAUUUUUUUAUUUUUAAUAU